UAUGGAACUAAGUACUGGAGGAACCAUUUUAUAUAAUCACUAUUAUGGCAUGCUGCAAAAGUAUACUCGUGAAGUCGAAGUCAAAGCAAGAGACCUCAACAUCGCCUUUCUUAGAGGAGGUCCUCAAGGCCCACAACCAGUACCGGACUACUCACGUGGUGGCGCCACUCGCGCUCAACAAAGAAAUGUCGGCGCUGGCGCUGAAAUGGGCUAAUAAUCUGGUGGAAACUAACUCGUUCAAGCAUAGCGGCACCUCUUACAAUGGGAAGACAUUAGGAGAAAACAUCGCUAUAAAGUGGAGCUCGACACCAGUAGAGUACACGGGCCAAGAGAUCACAGAUCAGUGGUAUAGCGAGAGUCGGAACUACACGUAUGGAAAUCAGUAUCAACCCGACUGUGGUCACUUCACCCAGGUGGUGUGGAAAGGUUCUGCGGAGCUGGGAGUUGGAAUAGCGAAGAAUGAAGACGGAAGAACCAUCGUUGUGGCCAAUUACUCCUAUCCCGCCGGAAACACUCGUUUUGGCGAGUUCGAGGGGGGCGUGGCCUCAGCGGCCCUCCCUCCUCUUCCGCGGCUCACGUAUUCUCACGUUUUGCAGAUAAAAACCCCUCGAAGCAGUCAUUCAGUAAGCAGGAAGUCGGGGCUGCUGGUUCCCAUGAAUCCCUCAAGAGUGCUGGCUCUGCAAAAAGAUACCCGAGUAUUCUACGGGUCUGGAGCUCCACUUCAUGGCGAUGUUUUCUCCAACGGUCUUCCCGUUAAAGCGGCAGUCGCUGUGCUCGAACAGGUCGGCGGAUGCAAGUCUGUUAGCCCACUUCUGCGCAUGCGCCGACAAGUGUUUGUCGUGCGACAGCGGCGGCACCUGGUGGAGAGCCCGAAAACGACCAUGGCGAACAAGCAAUUCGUCGAUGAUUUGAUGAAGGCACACAACGAGUACCGGGCUAUUCACCAGGUGCCGCCACUGGUGGAAAACGACGACUUGAAUGAGCUUGCGCAGAAAUGGGCGAACCAGCUGGCCAACUCGAACAUGUUCGUACACAGCCAGUCGAACUUCAAAGGGUCGAAAGUGGGCGAGAACAUCGCCAUGAAAAUGACGUCAUCACAGGAGGAAUACUCAGGUCAAGAAGUCACUGAUCAAUGGUAUAACGAAGUUCAGAUGUAUCGUUUCGGAGGUCGACGUUAUUCCGGACUUUUUAUGUGUAGUGAAUACGAUAACAACAUCUUUCCUCGUAUCAAAUCAGUCGACGUCAACAAAUCAACUACAACAGCUCUGAGCGUGCCAAGUGGUACAUCAUCUAACUUGAACAAGGAGUCAAGCGCGGAAGUGCUAAAGGUUUCAGGGGCCCGAUCAAAUAGUACAGAUAUAAGUAUCAAAAGUGGCAGAUCGCAGAGUACAGAGUGUGCUAACAAUUCCAACAACAACUCCUGUAUUAAAGUGCCUGCUUUAAUGAUUUGCACUGGUGGGUCUUUGAAGGAAAUUGGCAGUGAUUCACUGGAGGACAUGAGCAGACUCGGGGACAAACACAAACUGAAGACGCCUUUUGUCGACAGUCUUCUCAAAAUGCACAACAAACUGAGAGCGCGACAUGACGCCCCGGUCCUGAUGCACAGCGACGAACUGUCCAAGUACGCCCAGGAGUGGGCUGAAUUCCUGGCGCACAUGGACCAGAUCAAACACAGCCCGUGCACGCUGAAAGGACAGCGACUGGGGGAGAACAUCGCCUGCAAGUUCGACAUGGCGGGCUUUGUCGACUACUCGGCUAAAGAAGUUGCACUGCAGUGGUACAGCGAACAUUUAAACUACGAUUUCUCUACCCACAAAGGAACAAACGCUGGUCAGUUCACUCAGAUGGUGUGGAAAAGCACAAGACACAUGGGGGUGGGUAAGGCGAAGUCCCCUGAAGGAAAGGUGGUGGUGGUGGCUUCCUAUCGACCUCCCGGUAACGUCGUGGGACAGUACGAAGAAAACGUGGCUCCCCCGAACGAAGACAUUCCAGAGGAAGGCAUAAAAGCCAUUUUGAGUACGUCGAAAACGGCAGUCACGGGCUGUAUGUCUAUGCUUCGUAAGUUUGGUAUGGACAAGAAAGCUUAAGACUUAUAUCAGAACUAUUCCAGACAUUAUCACAUUGGGAGAAGUAGAGGGCAACUUAAACCAUGUGUAUGUCGCGUGUGCUGAAUUGUUUUUUAUUUUUUUGUUCAUUUUGAAGGGGUGGCGUGAAGUGGAAGAUGACGUUUCAAAAUUAAGGUAAAUCAAUUCAAUUAAUUCAAUUCCAUUUAAAUACAAUGCAAUUCAAUUCCAAUUCAAUUAAUUUCAAUUCGAAAUUUAACUUAAUUUAAUUAUAUUAAUUAAUUGUACUUUUUUCCUUACUUUCUUCAGGUGGAUGUAGGUUAGUUUGGGGGUAUUAUUUUAUUUGUUUGAGAUUGUUUUCUUCAUAUUUGGUCUAUUUAGCACCGUUAAUCGUAAUAACCUUUUCUGGAUAGGUUCCCGUAAAAUCAUAGAAAUACUAGUUUAUUAAAGGGGUACCAAUUUGAUAACUAUAACUUUGUUCAUGCGUCGUAGAAAUUAAAACAAAUGUCUUAUACACCCAUACCCACGUGAUAAUGUCUCGAACAAGUCUUGUUGGUUGAUGUCUUUAUUUGGACGUAGAAACCUAUUGCUGAGUAUGUAUGGUAUAUAUUACUACAUAGCCUGAGUAUGUACAACAUUAAAAUGUAAUUCAGUUUUGUCGUCUUUCAAAUAAUAAGUUCGAGGGAUGAUCUGUUAUUUCCAAGGAGUGAUGAGAAUUAUAAAAAGAUACCUCUGGAAUAUCUGAUUCGUCCAAAAGGUUUUGUUUUAGCAUUAGUUAUUGGGAAUUUUUGUAAAGUCAAUAUAGCUUUGCAUCAAUGCCUAUCAUAUAACUUGAAAUGCAAAGGAUUCCAAAACUACAGUGGAAUAUGACACUGUAUACAAAUACCUGUACUAUAUAACGUCAAUCUCGAAAACAUUCAUGUCUCUUUAAUACCUUUUGGAAUCACAAAGUUCCCCUUCAGUAUUUGCUUAUUAAGCCAUAAGAACAAAAUUGUAAUGAGCUGAGCAGGUGAACCUUUAACGUCGACCUUAAUGAAAGCAUUCUCUUUGUAUACUUGUUAAUAUAACCGUAUGACCACAACCAUCAGUAGUUACCUAUACGUAAUUACAGCAAUAAACGUCCACUCCUCACAAACACGUGGCAUCAUUAUCUACAGUAGAUAGCCAAAGGGUUUCGUCUUCAUUGUUAGAUUAACACUAACUGGUGAGGUAUAUAAGUGGUAGGGCAUUUACUCGAGAUGCAUGGUCUUAAGAUCGAUUUCCCCAUCUGUCUCUACAGAUAUAUAUAUAUAUAUAUAUAUUGAUAUAUAUAUAUAUAUAUAUAUAUAUAUAUAUAUAUAUAUAUAUAUAUAUAUAUAUAUAUAUAUAUCCUCUUGAUCUCUCGAACUUGAACUCAAUACCAAAACAAGAAACAUUUUAGGUUGGGACCAAGGGCAAAAAGGCAUAUAGACAAACUCCCUGAAAAAGGCACUUCAAUUUAAUUUGUAAACAAAUUGUAAAAAAAAAACGUGACACUUUAAUUUUUAAGGGGGUACAGGUUCCCCCUGGUCCCCUCCCUUAACCCGCCCUUGCAAAACAGUUGUUAUUUAAAAAGUACUGAGAUACCGUUUAGUCAACUAGUCCUUUUCUUCCCUGGGCACUAAAACGUAAAGUGAUGUAGAACUAAUUGAGAUAAUGUCUGCAGCAAAGCGAAGAGCAAACGACCACAACAUCGCGUUGCAUUUAUCAAUCAAACUCGGGCGUGUCAACUCAAUGACAAAAUGCUGCAUAGCGUUUCUCACUUGGCUCUCCGAGGAUGUUAAUUUGGUGUCAGAAGUGGGACCACCAUCGCUCGCUGCCUCGUGGGAUCUCAACUAGAUUUGACGGAGAAGUCAUAACAGAAUAUAAUUAUGAGUCUGAAGUGUUAAGACAUGGUGAGAAAAGUAGGCAAGUACUGGAGAGGAUGCCAAGAGGUCCACAGAGGAUAUUAUAGUGCUCUACUGUAAAUCAAAAUUUAAAUUAAACAACUUAUCGUUUUUCACAAUUCCUGAGAACAUUAUAAUUUAUGCUGAAAUGUAUUAAAUAAAUAGAAAGCGAAACCCAUUAAACUAAUUUCACCACACGCAUAAAGGUGACAUAAUGUGUAUAUCGGAAUAUAGUAUUAUUUGUUAUUUUGAUUUCUUUCUUCUUUGAAUUGUAACAGAUAUUUCAAAUCAAUUUGUUACCCUCCAUUUGCUUUUUUGUUGUUUAAUUUUUGUAUAUUUAUUUUUUUAUUUUUUUGGGGGUUGGUAGGUAAAUGUUUAAUGUUUUGUUUUGUUUUGGUUAUAUGUACAUGCAUGUACACAUUAUAUCCAUGAGAUAUAUAAAUAUAUAUAUUGUAGAAUGUAUUUGUUGUAUUCAAACUAUUAUUAGAUAUUUUAUCAAAUUCCCUUGACUUAUGCUAUGUUUCAACAAAUAUUUAGCAUUCCUAUGUUACUUUCUCUUCACAUUAUCCAUCUGAAAUGGUGUUAGACAUAUUUUAAUUUUAUAUAUUCAUGAUACCAGUAAGGUGACGGUGUUCAACUCGCACACUGAUGUACUGCAGUUUGUGUGGUGAUAUAUAAACGCAUACAGAUGAUA
Messenger RNA from Gigantopelta aegis, 4661 nucleotides. RefSeq lists its product as uncharacterized. The record is from RefSeq and is a predicted model, not a curated record. Gene Ontology annotation, cellular component: extracellular region. NCBI's taxonomy places the organism in Eukaryota, Metazoa, Mollusca, Gastropoda, Neomphalida, Peltospiridae.